Daucus carota subsp. sativus is the source of this 4919-nucleotide messenger RNA. Its product is annotated as FRIGIDA-like protein 5. NCBI's taxonomy places the organism in Eukaryota, Viridiplantae, Streptophyta, Magnoliopsida, Apiales, Apiaceae. The record is from RefSeq and is a predicted model, not a curated record. The transcript has 5 exons. Bases 180 to 4586 code for a protein of 1468 amino acids.
ACGACUCGGACUCGAACUCGAACCCGGCUGACCGAGUACAAAAAGCCUAAGCAUUUUGCUUGACAACAUUCAUCUCAUCAAUUCCCUGCCAUUCUAGGUAUUCUUCAUCCUCUGUAAGUUCUGACUUGUGUUUAUCCAUUUUAUUAAAUACAUAUAUAUAUUUCUAUUUCUGCACAUGUAUGCAUAUGGAUUCAGUAGAAAAGCUCAAUUCUGUAAUAAAAUUGACAGAAGCUCGAGAAGAGCAGGUAGAGAAAGCUAUGCUCUCUCUACUAGUUGAGUGGAAGAAUCUAGAGAGUCUAGAUUCUUCCACUCAACAACUGUUACAGGAUUGCUUCACCAAUAUUCAAUCAAGGGAGGCUCAGUUGAAUGAGGUGAAGCAAUCUGUAACGGCUCGGUUGAGUGAGGUGAAGCAAUCUGUAACGAGUAGUAGUGAAGUACUUAAUGAGGUGAGGAAUAGUUUGGAGAGUAGGAUGAAGGAGGUGGAGAGGAGGGAGAGGGAGGUAGAGGGUGAGGAGAGGAGAGUCGAGGAGAAGAGGAGGGAGGUGGAAUGUGUGUUCGAGAGGUUUGAGAUGGAAAAGAGAAAGUGGGAGGGGAUUAAGGAGGCGAUUGAGGAGAGGUUUGAGGUGGUUAGGUUGAAGGAGAACAGUAUUGAGAGUCGGGAGGUGAAAUUGGAGGCGAUAUGCGGGGAUUUGGAGGAGAGGGAGAAGGAGGUGGGGAGGAUGCGGGAGGUGAUUGAGAAGAGGAGUAAGGAGGUUGAGGGUAUGGAGGAGGGUUUUGCUUCAAAGGUGAGAAAUUUUGAGAUGGUUAGGACGAUUGCGGUUGGAUAUUGUCAGCGGUUUAGUUUGCAGAAGGAGCAGUUGGAUUUGGAGAAGAAGGAGGUUGAGGAGAGGGUUAAGGAGCUUGAAAAGAAGGAGAAGUGUUUGAAGGAGCGGGUUGAAAUGAUUGAUAAGAGGGAGAAGGAAAUUGAUGCAAAGAAUGUUAUGAGCAAAGAACGAUGUGAGGGAGUUGAAAUUAGGGAGAAAAAGCUUGAAGAUCGGUUGAAACAGUUUGAAUUGAAAGAGAAGCGGUUAAAGGAGUCGAUGGAAGCUAUGGAUUUGAAGAAGAAAGAAAAUGAACUGAAGAACGUAUCUAGUGAAGAAAGCUGUAGGAGACUUGAACAUAGGGAGAAAAAGCUUGAAGACCAGCUGAAAGACCUUGAAUUGGAAAAGAAGCACUUCAAGGAGUGGGUGGGAAGCAUGGAAGUGAAGGGGAAAGAAAUUGAUUUGAAGAAUGCCUUAAGUGAAAAAAGGUGCAGGAAACUUCAAAGUAGGGAGAAAAAGCUUGAUGAUCAGAUGAAAGAAUUUGAAUCUAAAGAGAAGCAAUUCAGAGAACAGGUGAAAACUAUUGAUAUAAAGAAAAAAGAGGUUGAUAGACGGAGGAUUCUGAAUGAAGAAAGAUGCAAAAAACUUGAUUUAAUGGAGAAAAACCAGAUUGAGUUCUUGACUGAAUUUAAAUUAAAAGAACAGCAGUUCGAAGAACGCGUCAAAAGUUUUGAGAAGAAGGAGAAAGAAGCUGAUUCAUUCCGAUUAUCAUGUGAAGACAGAUGCGGGAAAUUUGAGUUGGAGAAGGAAAGAGCAUUUGAUUUGAAAGAGGAGCACUUUAAAGAACGGGUUAAAACUAUUGAUUUGACGGAGAAGGAAAUUGAUUCAGUGUGGAUUUUGAAUGAAGAAAGAUGCAAGAAACUUGACUCAAUGGAGAAAACUCUUCAAGAAUUGUUGACUGGAUUAAAAUUAAAAGAGCAGCAUGAAAAUCGAGUAAAGAGUAUUGAGGCCAAGGAGAAAGAAGUCGAUUCAAUCAGAAUUUCGUGUGAAGAAAAAUGCAGAAAAUUUGAGUUGGAGAAGAAAAAACUCGAAGACCAGAUUAAAGAAUCUGAAAUGAAAAAGAAACAGUUAUGCAAUGUUGACCUCUCAAUUGUAAAACCUGAGCCAUGCAGUGUUGAUGGUUCAUAUGCAGAUAUAAGAUUUUCUAUAACUAUGGGUGGAAAGAAUUUGCUCUUGUAUUUAAUUAGUCAAAAAAGGGAUCUUCAUUCUAUGAGUGACGAAGUUUUUAGGGCUCUUAGGAUGUCAGUGUAUCCUGCAAAACUAGUCUUAGAUGCAAUGCAAGACUUUUACCUGAUACUAGAGAAUAAGGAGUUCGAAGCAGAUGUAGUUUGUAAAAGUAGCAAUCUUUUGUUGGAGCAGUUGAGGAGAUUUUCUACUCAGAUUCAACCAUGUCUUAGAAAAGCAGCCAUGGAACUUGCACAUGAAUGGGAGAAUAAAAUGAAGAGCUCAGGGGAGGUUACUGUUUUCCUGAACCUUUUAGCGUCCUAUGGGCUGGGGACUGCUUUUAACCCAGGAAAGUUCUUAACUCUUUUUGAGGUUAUCGGUCAGCAUAAACAAAUUUCAGAGUUAUGCCAGCUCCUUGGUUACACCGAAAAAAUAAGCGAUCUUAUUCAAGUUAUGUUAAAAGAGCAUCAGCACGUUAAGGCUGUUAAAUAUGUUUGUGCUUUUGGGCUUCGUGACAAGUUUAAACCUGCAUCACUUCUAAAAGAAUUGUUGAGGAAUUCUGAAGAGGCGUCAAAGGCUUUGUGUGAGAAUAGUGACUGCCCAAUUGACAAAAAGGAAGAGGCCAUAGAUAACAUUGUGGUUUCACUGAGAGAGGCACUGUUAUGCAUUUUAUGUUACAAACUUGAUUCAGAAUGCCCUCCAGAAUGCAUUGAGAGAUUCAUUAAACAGCUUCUUGAGCAGAAGAAAGAUGAAAAAGUUAAGUUAUCAGUCUCUAACAAUGAUGCAGCAAUGCAAGGAGCUGAUAAAAAUUGUAAUUCAGCCACAGUUUUACCUGACCCAAGUGAUGACUGCAACACUCAGCUUAAAGCUAGCUGUCCUAUACUUGACAGUGAAAGUGCACUGGCUACUGUCCUUUCUGAUAUGGACGGAAUAAGGUUGCUGCAUUUCUUGAAUGAAAAUUCGGAAGAUCAUGAACUGUUAGGAGAUGAUAUUUUAAUUGUUCUGAAUUCAUCAAUGGAGUCAGCAAAGUUUGUUCUGCAUACUAUUAAAGGAAUUUAUGCUCCCCAUUCAGAAAUAGGAGAUAAGAACUUUGACUCCCUUGUUACCAUGAAAAGUUGCAUUCUUCUGUUAGAACAGCUCAUGAAACAAUCACCAAAGAUCAAGAAAGAGGUUGAAGCCGACGCAAUGAAACUUGCAUCUGAUUGGAAAGCAAAGAUGAGGACUCCUUUUCAGGUCUUGGGCUUCUUGCAUCUUAUUUGUACCUACAAUCUUAAUUCAAGAUUUGAGGUCAGUGAGCUUCAGAGGCACUUUGAAUCUGUUUCAUACCUUAAACACUCUCAUGAGUUAUGCCAAGUCUUCCGAUUAUCAGAUAAGAGCCUGAAUCAGACCAAGACUUCAGAUAGUUGUCACUGGCAUCAAAAGAAUUCUUCUGGUUUCAAUUUGAGCAAAAAGGAAGAUAACAACACUGGUUUUAUGCACUCUGCAAACUUAGGCAAACUUGUUUUAGACGCAAUUUGUCACUGUUAUUACUCAAAUCUGAAGGGCAAAAGAAUUUUAAAGCCUACAGUGGUGAAGUGCUUUAUAAUUUUGCUAGAGAAACUAUUGACAAUGUCACCACAAAUUCAACCUCAUGUCAGAAAGAGAGCUGCCAAAUUUGCUGUUGACUGGAAAGUGCAGCUUUCAGAUAUUACUAGUAAGAAUUCAGGAGAGGUAUUUGUGCUUUUCCACCUUUUGGCGGUCUAUAAAGUGGCUUCUUCAGUUGAUUCAAAUGAGCUUCUAGGCCUCUUGGACAGUAUAUAUACAAGGAGGAGGAUGCCUGAAUUGAUCCGGCUCCUAGGGCUGGGACAUAAAGUUCCUGAUUUUGUAGAAAGUCUCAUUCAGAAGGGCGACAGGCUUCAGGCCAUCCGAUACAUAUAUGAAUUUGAGCUUGUUGGGAAGUUUCUACCGGUGCCUAUCCUAAAAGAUCACCUGAGCUCUAAGGAAGUGAUGAAAAUGUCUCCUGCUAACAUUGGCAUAAUAAGCAAACAACUUGGCAUCCUUAGAGGAUUAGUAAAAUGCAUCAAAGACCAUCAGCUAGAGGUUGAGUAUCCACCUGAAGAUCUUUUAGCUCAAAUUCAGAAUCUAGAGGAGAAGUCUAAGGAGGUCAUAGAAAGAUCUCAGUCAUAUAAGAAUUGCAGCAAGAGGCCGCAUGUUUCUGGCCCAGAUCCUAGGCCUGAAGCUCAGUCGCAUACAAAUUUUCAAAAACGACCUGCUGCAGGCCUAUAUCCUCGACCUGAAGCUCAAACGCAAUGGCGUAUCAGCAAACAUCCACGAAUUGAGCCACCAGCCAGAACUUCCUCGAAUGUUCCAUUCCCUGCCUUUAACCCAAUGGCAAACUUUGCCCGCUGUGAGGGGGCCUAUAUGCAGUCUGGACCUGAAGCUCAAAGGCAAUGGCAUAUCAAUCAACUUCCGCAGGCUCGACCACCAGGACCGAGCUUAUAUGUUCAGCCUCCUUUAUACCCAAUGCCAAACUUUCUCAAUACUCCACCUGCAUUUAAUCCACAGAAUGCACCGCAAUCUUAAUACAAGUGUCUGCACAUAGCACCAAGUCAUGAAGCUUCUUAUCACUUUUUUGGAAGACGGAUGAAAAUCUUAUCUGCAAUUUUCCAGUAACAAUGUCUCGAGGGUCUGCGAGAUCCUCAGCAUGUUAAUUCUCCUGGUCUUUCUUGCAAUGUGAAAAAUGUAAAUUUCAAUGUAACCCAUACUUGAUAGUAUGUUUUGUUUCCUGCUGCUUAAUCUUUCUGGAGACCAUAAGAGGGCCUCAGGAUUUGUUACCAUAUACUCCUAUCUAAUGGGGCCGUUUGGGUUAUGUUAAAAAUUAUUUUAAAAGAAGUACUUCUUGCUCAAAAUAAAGAA